UGACCAAAGCCAAACCGACACCUCUUGUCCACAACCUCAAUCUGCAAUGGAAUAGUAAUAAUGGGUCUAUGACAUACCUGCAUGGACUACUUACCAAGGAUAACAGUCCGCCCAUCGCAUGAAAGGCUACAAGUGCCGUCUCUGGAAGGGCUGAUAACCGCACAGCUGUCCAACUCCGAUGGGUCGCUCGCCGUCUCCUACUCAUUAGAGACUCAUCGAAAUGGCGUGCUCGAGCAGAAGGACGAAGAGAUUGCGACGCUAUACAAUCUAUUCUCCCGCACUUUGACCCAAUUCUUGGCCACCACAGACAGCGAGGGGAAACGGCUUAUUCCUGCUUCCACCGAGUCCCAUGGUGUCACGACCAUUCCCAUUGGGCCGGUUUCCCAUGUUCUGACAAGACUCUCAAAGGAACACUUCAAGGGUGGAACAGAAGGACCCACCAACAACUCUGGACAGAAUGAGCGAGUCGUGGAACUCCUUCAGAGAGCCAUGACACAUCUGCAGAUAUACCGAGACGUCUUGACAAAAUCUCCAAGUGCGAUUCAGAAUCGCGCCAGCCAAUUAUCACAGUCCGAACUGGCAAUAUUAUCAGUACAGUGUCUUGUCGAGACCCUGUAUGAUAUGACGCUCCCCCAGUUACGUUUGACAGCUGCAUAUUCGAUAGCUAAACCAUAUCCGUUCUGGACGGACAACGCGUUAGUCAACAAACUAUUACACGACUCUGGCUGGGACGAGAGCAGAACUAGCUCUCUGCCGAAAGACGUUCGAUUCCGUUACUAUCUCAGCUUUCUGACCACCGGUGCUCCAGAGCUCAAACGGAGACGAUCUUCCGUGUACUUUAAAGAACGCUAUUCCCCAGUUCAUGUGUCUGGAAAUUGCAGCUGCGAUAGGCUAAGUGUAGAUCUCAACACGGAUGACACAACAGUCGCUAACCCUUACUUCAAUCUGAUGACGUUCUCUCCCGUCGGUGGCCACCGCCAUUGCCUCAAGUUGGAGACACAGAAGCUUCCAUCGGAGAAGGACGCAAGCUUGGCGUUUGUGGCAUUCUCACACCUGAGGUCAGAUGGUCUGGGAUCCAGCGACGAGAAUGUCUUGCCUCGUUGUCAAGUGGAGUACCUUCAAGAUCUGAGCAAUCGAAUGCUACCAGAGGAAAAUCAUCCGGUGCCAUUUUAUAUCGAUACGCUGUGCGUCCCAACAAAAGGCGUCGCGAAAGCAGCUGCACUCCGAAAUAUGCAACGCGUUUUUGAGAGUGCCCGAAAAGUCCUUGGACUGGACAUUGGCCUUUCCGCCACCGCCGUCUCCUCACUCCCCCAAGAAUGCUUAACACACAUACGUUACUCAUCCUUCAUGCAGAGGUUGUAUACAGUAGCGGAAUGCUCCGUCGCUCUGGACAUGUACUUCCAUUUUCAGGGUAGUGUAUUGGUUUCCUUGAAAGAUCUUAUCUCGGUGUACGACAACAACGAGGAAUUCCCGUUGCUAAGCACAGUCAGCUUCAAGGACCGCGGGCGAAACACAUUGACACCAGAAGAUUUUGACGAUUUGUCACUUGCAUUGACCUGGCUGAGUGACGACCUCCAUGUCUUGAAGAUGUAUUCCAAAGGGCAAUUAGACGGGCCGUUGCCUAAUAUCGACGUCGACAUGGUAUUCCCUUUGGUAUCAGAAGACUGGUCUACCAGCCGUGAGUUGCACGGCGUGUACUAUUUGCGAAGACUGCUUCGGCUGGGGUUCCUGGCGCUGCCUCAGAUGAGGUAUUUUGCGCAGCCCACUGAAGCUGCAGUCUUGGACGAGGUCGCCAGCAAAAUCCUCGAAGCAUACAGGGCAACAUUGAGCGGGUCGGGUUCGGCGGCAAUGACGAGUGUCCGGCUGCUUCCAAGCCAGGCCCGCGAACGUUCUGCGGUCAAUUGCGUCCUAGACCGUCUUGGGAAGCUAUACAAGCUGACCAGCACAUUGCAAUUGUAGGCUGACUCUGGAGUAUCUCGAUUUCUAUUGCUAGACCGGUAUCAUAGAGACGGAGUUCGGCAUAUAGAAUUUGUCUGGCCAUUUGUCCAAGUCCAUUGCCUCCGACGGGUUCUGUGGUUGUCAAAUACUGCGGC
This is a messenger RNA of Cladophialophora immunda, 2093 nucleotides long. RefSeq lists its product as uncharacterized. The transcript has a single exon. Bases 82 to 1959 code for a protein of 625 amino acids. Lineage: Eukaryota; Fungi; Ascomycota; Eurotiomycetes; Chaetothyriales; Herpotrichiellaceae. The record is from RefSeq and is a predicted model, not a curated record.